This is a messenger RNA of Sitodiplosis mosellana (orange wheat blossom midge), 2003 nucleotides long. RefSeq names its product multidrug resistance protein homolog 65-like. Gene Ontology annotation, molecular function: ATP hydrolysis activity; ABC-type transporter activity; ATP binding. The record is from RefSeq and is a predicted model, not a curated record. Gene Ontology annotation, cellular component: membrane. Lineage: Eukaryota; Metazoa; Arthropoda; Insecta; Diptera; Cecidomyiidae. Gene Ontology annotation, biological process: transmembrane transport.
UUACAAGCGGCAUCAGCGGGGAAAGAGCUUGACGCGUACGCAAAAGCGGCUAGUGUGGUUGAAGAGGCGCUGAACGGCGUACGUACAGUUUAUGCAUUCGGAGGGGAAAAAGUCGAAGUUGAUCGAUACGCAAAACUAUUACAACCGGCCAAAGAGGCAGCCAAACGCAAAGGUUUAUACUCAAGUAUUAGCGAUGGCGUAACACGAUUUCUAUUUUUUGUGAGCUGUGCAUUAUCAUUCUGGUUUGGUGUGCAAUGGGUGCUUCGUGAUCGUGAUAACAUUGAUAAACAAUACACACCGGCUACACUUCUCAUCAUAUUUUUCAGUUUGGUCAGUGCGGCUGAUAACUGUAGCGAAACGACACCGUUUUUACUAACAUUUUCGGUGGCGCGUGGAUCGGCGAAAAGUAUUUUCGCUGUGAUUGAUCGCAUGUCAACAAUCGAUCCAGUCAAUAACAAUGGAGAAAAAUUUGGACCAAACGAUGUCAACGGACACAUCGAAUUCCGAAAUGUUUGCUUUAGCUAUCCGUCUCGACCCGAUGUUCAGAUUUUGCACGAUUUCAACCUUGUAAUUGUACCGGGUCAAACGGUUGCACUCGUCGGAAAUUCAGGCAAUGGAAAAUCCACUUGUUUACAUUUGUUAGAACGUUUUUACGAUCCAAUUAAAGGUGAAGUGCUUUUGGAUGGUCAAAACUUGAAAUCUUUAAACAUUCAUUCAUUACGUUCGUGCAUAGCGAAUGUGGGUCAGGAGCCCGUUUUAUUUUCAACAACAAUUGGCGAGAAUAUUCGAUAUGGGAACCCAAAUGCAACGGACGAACAUAUCAUGGAAGCUGCUAAGAGUUCUGGCGCUCAUGAUUUUAUAUCGGAAUUAUCACAGGGUUACGAUACACCAGUCGGAAGUAAUGGUUCACAGCUUUCCGGUGGACAAAAACAACGCAUAGCCAUUGCACGUGCACUUGUACAGAACCCAAAGAUUUUGCUUUUAGAUGAAGCAACUUCCGCUCUUGACUAUCAGUCAGAGAAAUACAUUCAAGAGACAUUGGAUCGCGCUAGCAAAGGCAGAACAACAAUUGUAGUUUCACAUCGACUAUCAGCAAUUAAGGGAGCCGAUCGAAUUUUAUUCAUUGAAAAGGGUAGAGUUGUCGAAGAGGGAACACAUGAACAAUUACUCGAAUUGAAGGGCCGAUACUAUGAUAUGGUUAAGAGCGAAGAUUUGGAUAAGAAAAUUUACCGCAAACGAAAAUCAAUCACAAAUAAUUCACACAACGAACAAACGGCCAACUACGAAGAUUCACUUGACGAACGGAGCAAUGAUUCAGAUGACUCAAUCAUUGAAGAUGAAGUAAACAGCGAGGAUAAACCAAAAGAAGACAUUAAAUACUGGCACAACUUUUUGCGCAUAUUACGACUAGCGAAACCAGAAUGGAAGAAUUUGACGACUGCCAUUUGCUCAGCGUUUAUUGUUGGAUCCGCUUUUCCACUUUUUUCUGUCGUUUUUGCCGAAGUUUAUGGAGUAUGUGGUUGACGUUUUUACGAUUUGAGAAACAUUUUCUUUAAUUUAUGCAAAUAUUCUUAUGUUGAGUCCAAGUGCUCAUACUAUAAAUUUAUAUGACAGAUAAAAUUUUGAAACGUUUUUAUUCUGCAUUUGGCUGGGGUGCUUGGUCAGAUUCUUUAAAUUUAUGCCAAAUUGAUGCAAAUAGAACAAAAUGUACCCAUGAUUUCUUCAUUUUUUCAGUUUGAUAACAGUUUCAAUUUUAAAGUAGACUAUAAAUUUAUUGGGUAUACUAUAAAAUUUUUUUUUGCUCUUUUCUGUGUUUUUUCGAAAAAUUUCAGUCCUAUGGAAUGAGUUAGGACAAAUAAUGACGAUUUGCAUCAAAAACCUCAUUGAUUUCAUCAAUUUUUUUUUGAUUUUCUUGAGUUUUUUCGGUGAAAAUUGAUUUUUCUGAAAUUGUUUUUUUUUCGACUUUCCUUUAUUUUUUUUGCAAAAUUUCAAUCGAAUGGAAC